Molecule: messenger RNA, 2039 nt
Organism: Triplophysa dalaica
Lineage: Eukaryota; Metazoa; Chordata; Actinopteri; Cypriniformes; Nemacheilidae
Exons: 8
Coding region: 72-944 (290 amino acids)
Source: RefSeq, a predicted model, not a curated record
AAUGUGAAAGUAAAGCUAAGGAGAGACGACACCAGCAGUAACAGACGUGUUGGACAGCAGCGGAUUUAGUCAUGGACACUUCACAAGAAGAGUGUCCAGUUUGUAAGGACAGAAUAAGAAAUCCGUCUCAGCCUUCUUCAUGCUGUCAAAAAAUAAUUUGCCAGAGUUGCCUGAGUCAGUCUUUACAAUUCAGAGCUCAUUGUCCACACUGCAGAACUCCAGUAGCAAAUGCAUCGCGUCCUGCCACUCAUAGACGGGGAAUUCGGCUGCCUAUCCUGAUCGGGAAUGAUGAAACAUUCAAUCUACAAAGAACAGUUGGCUCAAACAUACAAAAUCGCCUUCUCCAACUUCGAGCUGCUCAAGCAGCACUGCCAAACGCUGCCAAUAUUGUCCCGGCACCUGUCCCGCAACGUCAAGCCCAUCCACUUUCAACUGCUUCUGUUGCCACUACUCCCCCUGUUCCUGCUCGAAGGGCCAUGUCUCAACCUGCACAUACCAUCACAACCAUACAACGUGCAACUGCUAUUGCUGUCCCAGCACCUCCAACUUCACCAGCACCACUAUACCAAACCCUGGAUGAUGAGUUUGAUGACUGUCUGCUUCAAACUGAGAUCAAUGAAAUAGGAAUGAGGCAGCAGGAGCAAAUACAGGGCUCCACUCUGAGAACAUUGGUGUGCCCUUACUGUCAGAUGGGUGGUCUGGAUGCUAAGGAACUGCGGGAUCACUGCAAUGCCCAACAUGCCUAUGACAGCACACGUGUGGUUUGUCCUGUGUGUGUUGUUUUGCCUCAUGGUGAUCCACAGUACUACAGCCGCAAUUUUAUUGGCCAUCUUAACCUGCGACACUGCUACAACAUUGAGGAUAUAACUAACAUCCACCAGAAUGAUGAAGUCAACUUUCAGUGUGCCCUCAUGGAGUCAUAUAAUGAAAACGUCCCGAUGUAACCAUCAUUUUAAAAAGUGAAGUAACCAUGGUUUUGGUGUAUUGAUUACUAUUUGACAUUAGGGAAAUAUUUUGAAUUGUCAAUAGUGAGGGUUGGCACUAGAUUCUCUUAUUUCUAGAUAGCUUUUACUUUAAUUGAUGCAGUAUGAUGUCAUUAAUAUAUUUUUUCAAUGUUUUGGAGCACACUGGUUAGAUAGAUAUAAACGUAUUCAUACUUAAAGUCUUUCGUUUUGAUUUCAUGGGGAUGUUAAUCAACAAGAUCUUAAUCAGAACCAAGCGUUUAAUUGUUUGAGUAACCGACUGUUUUUACUGAGUCUUAUCAAACUUUAUAAAUAUCUGAUGUAUCUCAGCAUUUGAUUUAUUUUACCUAAAGUUUAAUCAUCUCCAUCAUCCUUGGAUGAUCCAUUUGCACUAUUUAGCACAUGCACUUUAGAUCAUAGAUUCUGAUGAUUUAUCCAAUAUACAGUCAUGGAAGAUGUUUUGGAGAACGGCUUUUGGCGCUACUGGCCUUCCAUAUGCUCUCUCCAGGUCUCGUCUCUGUUCCCGCCCUUUCGUCUCUUUAGUAACAUUGUUAAGUGUUUCAUGACCCACAUGUGUUAUGGUUAAUUAUCCUGUGUUAGUUCACCUUUGAGCAGUCCUCAUGUCUAUUGUCCUGUGCCACUUCAUUUUGUGACAUAUCUCUGAUGAGAGUAUUGUUUAUGCCUGUGAUCUUUACCAAGAGUCAAGUAAGUCAAGUCAAGUCCAGUCAGUGUAGUUAUUUGUCCAGUGUUGUAUUCAUCUAGUCUAGUUAGUCUGUGUUCCUGUUGUCUACUUGAUUAUUCCCUUUGUCAUUAUUGUUUCACCCCCUCGUGGGUCUUUGUUUUGUGUUUGUUUUGUCUGUUGUCCAACACUGUUAUAUUCAAUAUAGAAAUGUAUUUUACGGCACAAAAAAUAUGCAAAAACAUGCAAUGCAUAAAAGUUUAAAUUUCAAAAGACAUUUUGUAAUAAAUAGAAGCUGUGAUUGAAAAGAUUAAAAUAACUAAUAAAAAAAGUUUUAUUUCAAAAACUGUAUAUGUAAUGUAUUUUAACUUCUGUAAUAAAUGUUUGAAUGCUAUGUU